This is a messenger RNA of Vigna unguiculata (cowpea), 1511 nucleotides long. RefSeq names its product Auxin efflux carrier family protein (gene PIN5). Gene Ontology annotation, cellular component: plasma membrane; endoplasmic reticulum. Gene Ontology annotation, biological process: auxin export across the plasma membrane; auxin polar transport. Lineage: Eukaryota; Viridiplantae; Streptophyta; Magnoliopsida; Fabales; Fabaceae. The record is from RefSeq and is a predicted model, not a curated record. Gene Ontology annotation, molecular function: auxin efflux transmembrane transporter activity.
CUGUCCUUUGUCGUAAGUGUACGCAUAUAAAUACUCCAAAUCGGUAACUGUUUGACUCAAAAUGCAGUUUGGUUACACUGAAACCAAAAACAGAAAAACCAAGUUGUCGAAAAUAUUCAUAGUUUUGUUGAGAAAGUCGAGGUUUUGAGAAAAAGAGAAUGAUAGGGUGGGAAGAUGUGUACAAAGUGAUAGUAGCAGUGGUGCCACUGUACGUGGCUCUGGUGUUAGGGUAUGGUUCAGUGAAGUGGUGGAAGAUCUUCAGUAGGGAGCAAUGUGAUGCAAUAAACAAGCUAGUAUGUUACUUCACUUUGCCACUCUUUACAUUUGAGUUCACUGCACACAUCGACCCUUUCAAAAUGAACUUUUCGUUCAUAGCUGCAGACACCAUAUCAAAGUUCAUCAUCAUCGUGGUGCUAGCCCUAUGGGCCAGGUGCACCACCAAGGGGAGUUUCUGCUGGUCCAUAACCAGCUUCUCUUUGUGCACUCUCACCAACGCUCUUGUCGUUGGGGUUCCGAUGGUGAAGCCCAUGUACGGAGCCCUUGGUGAGGACCUUGUGGUUCAGUCCUCGGUGGUGCAGGCCAUCAUAUGGCUCACUUUGCUUCUCUUUGUGUUGGAGGUUCGGAGAACAGGAAUCGAAGGCACCACCACCACCACUACCACCACCAGCAGCUUUAAACCUAGAUCAAAAAAAUCAAUGAUUGUUGAUGAUUUGACAGGUGAAGGUGAAGGUGGUGGAAGAGAAAAUGGUGUAGCCAUUGAUGUUAAAGAGGAGUUGGCGAUAGAAGAAAGUGUUAGCAGUAUUCCGUUUUGCAAGUUGAUGAAAGUUGUGUGGCUCAAACUUGUCAUGAACCCUAACUCCUACGGUUGUGUGAUUGGCAUUUCCUGGGCCUUCAUAUCUAACAGGUGGAAUUUGGAGAUGCCGAGUAUGUUAGAAGGGUCUAUACAGAUCAUGUCAAAGGCAGGGACGGGAACUGCCAUGUUUAGUAUGGGUAUUUUCAUGGCACUUCAGGAUAAGUUGAUUGGUUGUGGACCAAGUCUGACUGUAUUUGGUUUGGUGUUGAAGUUCAUUGCGGGCCCUGCAGCCAUGGCUAUCGGUGCCAUCGCUGUAGGAUUGCACGGUGACGUCUUCAGAGUUGCCAUCAUUCAGGCUGCUGUGCCACAAUCCAUCACAUCCUUCAUUUUUGCUAAAGAGUAUGGAUUGCAUCCAGAGAUUCUCAGCACUGCGGUGAUCUUUGGCAUGAUUGUUUCACUUCCUAUCUUAGUUGCCUACUAUGCAAUAUUGGAGUUCAUACAUUAAAUCAAAGAUGCUUUAUAAAAGGAUCCAAGAUUAUUCAAACUUUUUUUUUUUGCUUCUUCAAUUGUAGCAUGGAUGAUUUAUAAUUUGUAAUUUAGUAUGAUUUUGAUUCCUAUGAGCUAGCCACUUAAUUCUAUCCCAUGAAAUGUAAUACAAAUCUUGAAACCAUCAUGUUUCAGCUUCUUAUAAUUAUUUUCAAUCGAUUUGUUAGAAUAA